Messenger RNA from Callithrix jacchus (white-tufted-ear marmoset), 2325 nucleotides. RefSeq names its product potassium voltage-gated channel modifier subfamily V member 2 (gene KCNV2). Gene Ontology annotation, cellular component: membrane; voltage-gated potassium channel complex. Lineage: Eukaryota; Metazoa; Chordata; Mammalia; Primates; Cebidae. Gene Ontology annotation, molecular function: voltage-gated potassium channel activity. The record is from RefSeq and is a predicted model, not a curated record. Gene Ontology annotation, biological process: action potential; protein homooligomerization; potassium ion transmembrane transport.
CUGACAUUUUUAUUAGCAAUAAUCUCUGCCUUCUUCUGAUUCUCUAGCGAUUUAAGACCACAUAAUCAUCCUCUACGUCACAGGGUUGAGGGAGUGGGGGAGGAAAUGGGCUAAGAGGUUCUAAAUCCCUCCUAACACUUGCUUCUUCCCAGUCAGCAAGAUUAGAGCAGUCAACAGCGGACUGUGUUCAGACCCCGCAGACUGGGUUGGCCUGCCCAGGGCCUGAGGAGAGGCAGCUCUGGUAGCAAUGCCUGGGCCCCUAGAUGUGCCGGUCCAGGCUGGCCUAAGACAGUGCAGGCCACCUGAUCCAUCCUCCUAGAGGAGCAGGUUAGGGAUCCUACAACAGCUAGGAGGAAAAAGCAAGGCAUCUACGUCCCACAGCCAUGCUGAAACAGGGUGAGAGGAGACGGUCCUGGAGCUACAAGCCCUGGAAGACGACGGAGAAUGAGGGCAGCCAACACCGCAAGAGCAUUUGCUCCCUGGGGGGCCGUUCCGGCUCCCAGGCCAGUAUCCAAGGAUGGACCGAGGGCAACUACAACUACUACAUCGAGGAGGACGAGGAUGGGGAGGAGGAGGACCAGUGGAAAGACGAACCGGCAGAGGAGGACCAGCGUGCAGAGGUGGUCACCACCGCCAAGCCUGAAGGUCCCAGUAACCCUCCGGCCGUGUUGUCCACGCUGAAUGUGAACGUGGGCGGCCACAGCUACCAGCUGGACUACUGCGAGCUGGCCAGCUUCCCCAACACGCGCCUAGGUCGCCUGGUCACCUCCACCAGCCGCAGCCGCCAGCUAAGCCUGUGCGACGACUAUGAGGAGCAGACAGACGAAUACUUCUUCGACCGCGACCCGGCCGUCUUCCAGCUGGUCUACAAUUUCUACUUGUCCGGGGUGCUGCUGGUGCUGGACGAGCUGUGUCCACGCUGCUUCCUGGAGGAGCUAGGCUACUGGGGCGUGCGGCUCAAGUACACGCCGCGCUGCUGCCGCAUCUGCUUCGAGGAGCGGCGCGACGAGCUCAGCGAGCAGCUCAAGAUCCAGCGCGAGCUGCGCGCCCAGGCGCAGUUGGAAGAGGCAGAGGAGCUCUUCCGCGACAUGCGCUUUUAUGGGCCGCUGCGGCGCCGCCUCUGGAACCUCUUGGAGAAGCCGUUCUCCUCGGUGGCCGCCAAGGCCAUUGGGGUGGCCUCCAGCAUCUUCGUGCUCGUCUCUGUGGUGGCGCUGGCGCUCAACACCGUGGAGGAGAUUCAGCAGCACUCCGAGCAGGACGAAGGCGGCCCAGACAUGCGGUCCAUCCUGGAGCACGUGGAGAUGCUCUGCAUCGGCUUCUUUACGCUCGAGUACCUGCUGCGUCUUGCCUCCACGCCUGACCUGAGGCGCUUCGUGCGCAGCGCCCUCAACUUGGUGGACCUGGUGGCCAUCCUGCCGCUCUACCUGCAGCUGCUGCUUGAGUGCUUCACGGGCGAGGACCACCAGCGCGGCCAGACAGUGGGCAGCGUGGGUAAGGUGGGCCAGGUGCUGCGCAUCAUGCGCCUCAUGCGCAUCUUCCGCAUCCUCAAGCUGGCACGCCACUCCACCGGACUGCGUGCCUUCGGCUUCACACUACGCCAGUGCUACCAGCAGGUGGGCUGCCUGCUGCUCUUCAUCACCAUGGGCAUCCUCACCUUCGCCGCAGCUGUCUACUCCGUGGAGUACGAUGUGCCUGGCACCAACUUCACCACCAUCCCCCACUCCUGGUGGUGGGCCGCGGUGAGCAUCUCCACCGUGGGCUACGGAGACAUGUGCCCAGAGACCCACCUGGGCAGGUUUUUUGCCUUCCUCUGCAUUGCUUUCGGGAUCAUUCUCAACGGAAUGCCCAUUUCCAUCCUCUACAACAAGUUUUCUGAUUACUACAGCAAGCUGAAGGCUUAUGAGUAUACUGCCAUGUGCAGGGAGAGGGGAGAGGUGAACUUCAUGCAGAGAGCCAGAAAGAAGAUAGCUGAGUGUUUGGUUGGAAGCAACCCACAGCCCAACCCAAGCCAAGAGAAUUAAUAUUUUAGAGGAUAUGUGGCUGGUAGAUUCCAUGAACUUCAAAGCUCCAUUGCUUUUUUUUAAUCGUUAUGAUUGGCAACAAAAGGAAAUGUGAAGCAGACAUAUACAAAGGACAUUCAGUUCACAAAUUUCUUCUUCUAGAAAUGCUCAUUUUGGCCCAAACUCAGAAUGCUCUUUUACUGUGUUGUGUGAAACAUAUGACCUUCUUAAGGACAUGCCUAUUGAAAACUUGAGCAGAGCAACAGCUUAGGUUUCUCUUGUAGCUUCUUUUGGCAUCUAGCUCAAUAAAUACUUUUUGACUUGA